Molecule: messenger RNA, 1820 nt
Organism: Pollicipes pollicipes
Lineage: Eukaryota; Metazoa; Arthropoda; Thecostraca; Pollicipedomorpha; Pollicipedidae
Product: seipin
Exons: 6
Coding region: 128-1081 (317 amino acids)
Biological process (GO): lipid droplet organization; lipid storage
Cellular component (GO): endoplasmic reticulum membrane
Source: RefSeq, a predicted model, not a curated record
ACGCGGGCAAAUGCCGUGUUAUAUCAGGUUGUGGUCAUCGCGGCAUUCAACAGGCGUGAGAAGUUGUAACACUGAUAUCAACUUCUACAAGUAGUUAUCAUUUUGAAAGGUUGUGUAUCACACAAAGAUGGACGAAGCGCUUCAGGAAUGUUUCUCGAAACUGUCUGAAAUGUGUGCAUAUCUCAGAUCAACAUAUCCUGGCAAGAUCGUAACCAAGUACGUGGGCAAUAUCAGCUCGUUCUUGGCCAAAUGCAUCGUCCUCUGGCUGAUAUGCACCAUCCUGCUGAUCUCGUCGGCGGUGCUGUACUUCACAUUUCACUACAGCAUGAUGCCAACCAUGCUGGUCAGCUUGCCCGUCCACUUCCAGUUCACCCCAUGCUUCUCCAAUCCAGAAAGCUGCGCUUAUCCCAGAGCGCAGGUCUACCUGGUGGACGGCAGCGCCAACCCCCUGCUGUAUCCGCACGUGCACUACACGCUGACACUGGAGAUGGACAUGCCGGAAUCAGACGCCAACAAGAACGCCGCAGGCAUGUUCAUGGCGCAGCUGAACCUGACCAGCUUCUCGGGUCGGCUGGUGGGCUCGUCGUCGCGCGCCAACCUCCUGCACUACCGGUCGCGGCUGCACCGCGCCCUGCGCACCUUCCUCAUCAUGCCGCUGCUGUUCACCGACUACUCCCGCGAGCAGCAGACGGUUGCCACCGAGCUGUUCUCGGCGUACUUGGUGCAUGAGGAGCACCCGCCAACCAGCGCCCAGCUGGAGGUGCGCUCUCACGCCGUGCAGCUGUACGCGGCGCGGCUGCGCGUGCACGCGCGCCUCACCGGCCUGCGCCGGCUCAUGUACCACCACCCGCUGCUGAGCGGCCUCGUCGGCACGCUCGCCAUCUUCUGCAGUGUGUCGCUGGUCUUCCUGCUGCUCUGGCUGCGGAAUACGGAACUACCCCAGACGCUGGCGCGGCUUCGGCGGGCCCGGUCCAGCCCGGCGGCGGUGGACGCCUCACUAGCGGCAGGUACGCACCUCGUUCCCGUAAGAUGGGCACCGUACGACCAACCGACAGCACGCUGGGAAGCAUCGGCUUUGUAAUCUUAUUCUUGCAUUUUACGAUCUUCUACAUUCAGAAGUGGAAAGCACUUCAGCCAGGACAAAAGGGGACAGUGAAACUUUUUGGCGCUUUUUGGGUAAUCGCACAUGGACGUCACCCGGCAAGAUACCCAGUGGAAGUCAGGUUUGAUGUCAAGUUUAGGCACGGUGUCGUGUGUGAAACGAUUUGAUCAUGUGGGGGCUGGAGAUGAUGACAGGUCAACAAAUGCUCACCUUUAUUGACCCGACGUUCUCACAAACUAUAGUGUCGAAGGAAUCCUUUAGACAACGAGGGGUGCUUUGCAUCCGUAGGCACAAACUUUACACCGCAGGCGUAAGCGAAGUAACGCGCAAACAUGUGCCACCAUAUGGCCAUUUUUAUAUCGUAUAGACUUAAAAUUGAACAUGACGGUGGCAAGGGUGAAGAGGAUCGGUACAAAGAAAAGACUCAAAUCACUGUCGUGCCUGGUGAUUCGAAAAGGAGAAAAAGGAAGAUAGGCCGCCAGUGUCCCGGUUUUUUUUCAAAAGUCUGACGUUCAGAAAGCUACGCUGCGUAGCUUUGAUUGGUGAAUAUUGUAAUGUGGUGUAAUGGCACUACAUAGAUGUCGGCAUAAAUUUAAUUCAAGACGUCCAAAUUGCAAGGUUUGACAUUGGGUGAAAUCCGUUUACAGUAACAAGGAAUGCGUUUUGGUAUGUGCUUUCGACAGCGCCACCAAGCCGUGUAGUAAUUUGUGCUAUUAGC